AACGCCCAUAGAUUAGUAUGAGAAACUUUCAGUUACAACAAGUGCAGCAAGUUCGUAAAGUACAGUUUUGAAAUAGUAAUAUUCUACAGAUAAGCCGACGGAUUAUAUUCAUCAGUAUGAUUAUGAAGUUAUUCGCAUUCUUUCCAUGCUUUUUCCUGUAUCUAGUAGCCGCUAAACAGACACCCCGGUCAAAUUGUUGCAGAAGAUUACCACAUACAUAUAACAUUGGAUACGAUAUAACUGGGCGACCGUUGCAAUUGGAUGUUGGGCGCUGUAGCGCCUCCUGUGAAAAUUCCGACGUCCUCCGGAGCAGCAGUUACAUCAGUGUUCUUGCAAGAAUCCGAGAGCGAAAGGAUAACUCUGCUGAAUCGCUGACUUGCCGGACACAUACCCACCACAGGGGAGAAUGUCAGCCAUCGGUCGUACAUGUUGAGGCGGUCGCCUUUGAUCGCGGCCCCAAGUAUUAUGACGUCAUUGACGAAUGUUCUUGCCGAAAAACUCCGAAAAGAUGCGAAAGAAUUCCGAAGAUGAAAAGAUUCUUCGCUGGCACUGGGUUCGAAGCCACGGUGGAUGUUGGACAAUGUGCCGGGGGUUGCCGAAAAGAGAAAAGUGGAAAAGGUUGUAGACCAACACGCACCGCUUCCAGACCAAUUCUUGGUCCAAAUGGGAUGAUAACAGUCCAUACGAUUGCUGAAUGCAACUGCCAACCCACUUGUUACAGGCAACAUUUUAACGUGGCUGUAACUGAAAGAGCUGAAAAUAAAAGCACCGGCGAAUACACUUUUAGAACAAAGGUAAUCGACGUUGGAAGGUGUGUUGGUACCUGUGGCCCCAUUGAACGAUGCGUUGUUAGAUCUAAUAAAAGGAAUCAGCACACUGGCGACACCAAGUGCCUCAUGUCUUUGGAGACGGCUGACGUCACGUGUGCACCCACCCGUGUUAAUGACAUCACAUAUGUGGGGCGAAGUGGAGAAGUGGAACACGUUGCUCAAAUCAGACGCUGCGGUUGCACAUGAGAAGUUUUGCACUGACGUCAUCAAUACGUCAUUAAUCGUAGAAAGGAAGUGAGGCCAGGGAUGAAACGGUUGGGUCGAACUUGUGGUUCCAUUUUGCAGCGUUUUGUGCCUUGUCACUUUUUUGUAGCCGUGUACCACCAGUCAUGUUUAUAAAACACAGUAUAGUUACUGUGAUUUUGUAAAAUAACUGCACCAUUAAGCAUAAUCGAGCAACUUCACAUUUUGUUUCAAUACAUACUUAGCUACAAA
Messenger RNA from Ciona intestinalis (vase tunicate), 1265 nucleotides. RefSeq lists its product as uncharacterized. The record is from RefSeq and is a predicted model, not a curated record. Lineage: Eukaryota; Metazoa; Chordata; Ascidiacea; Phlebobranchia; Cionidae.